Ilyonectria robusta is the source of this 1512-nucleotide messenger RNA. Its product is annotated as ribosomal L28e protein family-domain-containing protein. Gene Ontology annotation, biological process: maturation of LSU-rRNA; maturation of 5.8S rRNA. The transcript has 2 exons. The record is from RefSeq and is a predicted model, not a curated record. Gene Ontology annotation, cellular component: preribosome, large subunit precursor; nucleolus. Lineage: Eukaryota; Fungi; Ascomycota; Sordariomycetes; Hypocreales; Nectriaceae. The coding region runs from base 209 to 1150 and encodes 313 amino acids.
GAAAAAAAAUCCGACGGCGAGAGAAGCAGAGGAAAAAAACAGGGCCCCGCUGCCGCCUUUCGUUCUCUCUCUCUACAUAUCUCAGUCUUUUCCCAGAGACGAGAUAUUACGAUAAGAUCUUCUUUUCGGUUGGGAAUUCCUCUUGGCCGGACCUUUCUUCUAUCAAUUGUGAAAAAGAGAGACCUCGUCUCCCUUCCAAUUGCCCAACAUGUCGGACGAAAUCAUCUGGCAGAUCAUCAACCAGCAGUUUUGCUCCUUCAAGCUAAAAACCGAGAAGAAGCAGAACUUCUGCCGCAGCGAGCACAAUGUCACCGGCCUCUGCAACCGCCAGUCAUGCCCCCUCGCCAACUCCCGCUAUGCUACGAUCCGCCAGCACCCUACUAAGCAGACCCUCUACCUCUACAUGAAGACGAUUGAGCGCGCUCAUCUUCCCUCCAAAAUGUGGGAGCGCAUCAAGCUAUCCAACAACUACAACAAGGCCCUUGACCAGAUCGACGAGCGCCUCAUCUACUGGCCCAAGUUCCUCAUCCACAAGUGCAAGCAACGCCUCACCCGCCUGACACAGGUCCAAAUUCGCAUGCGCCGCAUCGCCGCCGAGGAAGAGCGCCUGGGUGAAAAGAUGGUUCCCAGGAUGGCCCCCAAGAUCAGGCACCGUGAACGCGCCCGAGAGCGCAAGGCCGAGGCCGCCGCUAAGCUGGAGCGCACCAUCGAGCGAGAGCUGGUCGAGCGACUGCGACAGGGUGCCUACGGUGAUCAACCCCUCAACGUCAGCGAGGACAUCUGGAAGAAGGUUCUCAACGCCAUGGAGCGUGAUGGCGAGGGCAAGCGAGACAAGGACAUGGACAAGGGUCUCACCGAAGAUGGUGAAGAGGUUAAGGACUGGGACAGCGACGAGGACGAGGACGAUGACCUGGAGAAGGUUGUCGAGUACGUGUCUGACCUGGACGAGAGCGAGGAGGAGCUGGGCGACCUAGAGGAUUGGCUCGGCAGUGAUGAUGAUGACGAGGAGGAGGAGGAGGCCGACAGCGAGUCCGAGUCCGAGAUGGCGGGCAACAAGCGAAAGCGUGGCCGUGUCAUCAAGAUGAAGAACAAGAAGCCCAGACAGGAGGAGAAGGCGAAGAUGACGCUCACCAACGACCUGGCUUGGUAAAAUCGGAGUCUAUACACAUGGCGACUACGGCGUUCUGGAGUUUUUAUCUCUCCGGCAUGAAUGCGCUUCUGCCGGAACACGAAAAAAAGAGGAAGGAGAUGAGGACGAUGAAGAAGAAGAAUAGCAUUGGGUGCUGUACCGGAUACCAAAAUAUUUUAUUACCUCCUGCCCAUUUGUGUCAUCUCGUCUCUUGUUAAUGUCGCUGUUUGUUUAUAUUUGUGAUGCCUCGCAGCUACUGCUUCUGUACCACCAUGUCUGUCAUAAGAAAGUGGGUUUGUUUUCUCAAGAAUGUGUCUUAAAGAUCAAGAACAUCUAGCUUCGCAUCAUAAAUUUACAAAUAAAUGAACUCGUUAUCCGCGACG